AUGCAGAAGACAGUUGAGUUGGAAGAACAGGCCCGUCGCGAUGCUGAGGCGGAACGUCUCCGGCAGGAAGAGGAGGAGCGCCUAGAACGUGAAAAACUUGCCAAUCCACCGCCGCCACCACCACCUCCGAGCGAACCUCCAGUGCAGACUGAAACUGAAACACCACCCCCAGCUCCGGAGCCGAGCCCAUCACCAGAGCAGACUGAGGAGUCUUCUUCUAGCCCGACUACUGAACAUAACGAGCCCUUGGAGGAGCCUCUAGAUCCCUCGGAGUCGCCUGAGGACAAGGAUGAGGAUCAUGAAGAGCACCCCGGGUAG
Molecule: messenger RNA, 318 nt
Organism: Dibothriocephalus latus
Lineage: Eukaryota; Metazoa; Platyhelminthes; Cestoda; Diphyllobothriidea; Diphyllobothriidae
Source: the annotation of a GenBank genome assembly